Corticium candelabrum is the source of this 1110-nucleotide messenger RNA. RefSeq lists its product as uncharacterized. NCBI's taxonomy places the organism in Eukaryota, Metazoa, Porifera, Homoscleromorpha, Homosclerophorida, Plakinidae. The coding region runs from base 422 to 1021 and encodes 199 amino acids. The transcript has 2 exons. The record is from RefSeq and is a predicted model, not a curated record.
CCGGGGGAUAGUCAAGUUUAUCCGGGGGAUAGUCAAGUUUAUCCGGGGGAUAGUCAAGUUUAUCCGGGGGAUAGUCAAGUUUAUCCGGGGGAUAGUCAAGUUUAUCCGGGGGAUAGUCCAGAUUUUGGUAAGGUAGCCUCGGAGCCGUGAGGGGUGAGUCGCGAAAAGGUGGGUAGAUCGCGGAAAGGCGGGUAGAUCGCGGAAAGGCGGGUAGAUCGCGGAAAGGCGGGUAGAUCGCGGAAAGGCGGGUACAUCGCGGAUGCAUCGGUGAGAGCUAGAGGGCGGGAAAGCUCUUUUGCACGUGAGGGGGCGUGGAAAGGGCGGGUUGGAGAAAAAGCUCAUUGAAAUCAAGCCGAUAUCCGGGUUAGCGUUGCUACCAGCUACUAGCUAUUGUACACCUAGAUUGGGUUGUGGACGGAAUAUGUGGACAUCUUCAAGAAGGUCUUUGCCUGCUAUUGGCCGACGCUUGGACCGAAGCUCUGUGUCUGAAUCUCUGGCGCAGUCAGAACCAAGCACCACUACUGACUUUGCUACGCAGGACAUAGUUGCUAUAGACAAAAUGAGAGGUGGAAAUGGUUUCUCUGGCAGACAGAGACCAGUGAGCGUAUCACCUUUGAAUGAGUUCAGUUCCAGUAGGAUACGUCAUUUGGAAAGCCGAAUAAACGCUAAUGAGCAAGCUUAUCGUGGAUUUCUAGAAGAACUGGUUCGUAUCCAGGAUGAACUCAGAGCAAAUGUAAGAAGAAACGACGAACGGUGGAAAGAAGAGAGAAAGGACAGAUAUCAAUUGCGUGAAGGAUUGCAAACGACUGCCGAACAACUCAGUGAACUUUUGAAGAGAGUUAACAAGGCAGAGGAUAGAGCUGACGUGGAAAAGAGGGAAUUCAGGUCAGUUGCACGUCAUCUAGAAAAAGUCGACCUGAUGAGAGUGGGGAAGCAGGCUGAGAAGGUAACUGUAGCAAACCAAGAGCAGCAGAUGAUAUGGAAUGACAGGUACCUCAAUGGAAUUUGUAUGUGCAUCUAAACAGUGAAACACCUUGAGGUUGCAUGCUGGUUAAUUACAGGUGGUGUGUUCAAUUAAUUAAUGUUGAUUUCAUGAGUAACAGUGGUAUA